Molecule: messenger RNA, 1580 nt
Organism: Musca vetustissima
Lineage: Eukaryota; Metazoa; Arthropoda; Insecta; Diptera; Muscidae
Gene: Nmd3
Product: 60S ribosomal export protein NMD3
Exons: 1
Coding region: 1-1575 (524 amino acids)
Biological process (GO): ribosomal large subunit export from nucleus
Cellular component (GO): cytoplasm; nucleus
Molecular function (GO): ribosomal large subunit binding
Source: RefSeq, a predicted model, not a curated record
AUGGAAUACGUCGAUUUUUCUGCUGGUGCUAAUGCCACUGGCCCCACAGCCAACAAUACACCCACCUCAAUGGUGUUAUGUUGUGAAUGUGGUGUUCCUAUACAACCAAAUCCAUCAAAUAUGUGUGUCACUUGCCUUCGAAAUCAUGUUGACAUCACGGAAGGCAUACCCAAGCAGGCUGUUCUGCAUUUCUGUCGCAACUGUGAGCGAUAUUUGCAACCACCGGGAGAAUGGAUACAAGCUGCCUUGGAAUCACGUGAGCUAUUGGCAUUGUGUUUGAAAAAACUCAAGGGCCUGAAGGAGGUUAAACUUGUUGAUGCUGGUUUUGUUUGGACCGAGGCGCAUUCGAAACGUAUCAAGGUAAAAUUAACCGUACAUGGUGAAGUAUCCGGAGGAACAGUUCUACAACAAGUGUUCAUUGUCGAAUUCACGGUACAAAAUCAAAUGUGCGAUGAUUGUCAUCGUACGGAAGCUAAAGAUUUUUGGCGUUGUAUGGUGCAGGUACGCCAAAGAGCUGAGAACAAGAAGACAUUCUUCUAUUUGGAACAAUUGAUUUUGAAACACAAGGCCCAUGAGAAUACCUUGGGUAUAAAACCUAUGCAUGGAGGUUUGGAUUUCUACUAUGCAAGUGAAAACCAUGCCCGUAAAAUGGUCGACUUCUUGCAGACAAUGGUACCGGUAAAGGUGACAUCGUCCAAGCGUCUCAUCUCUCACGAUAUACACAGUAAUAGUUUCAAUUAUAAAUAUACAUGGUCGGUGGAAAUUGUGCCGCUGUCCAAAGACAGUGCUGUUUGCCUGCCGAAGAAGUUGCGCCAUCAAUUAGGUAAUCUAUCACCGAUUUGUUUGAUCAAUAAAGUCACCAGUGGCAUACAUUUGAUUGAUCCAAUGACUGCACAAAUUGCUGAAGUAUCUGGCCAGGCUUAUUUCCGUUCUCCCUUUGAGGCGAUUUGUAACCCCAAACAACUUGUGGAAUAUAUUGUAAUGGAUGUGGAAAUCAUCAUGGACAAGGAUCGUAAAUAUUAUCCCGGUCAGGGCCAGUUGUCUUUCCGGCAUGUUUUGUGUGAUAUAUGGGUUGUAAGGGCCUCCGAACUGGGUAUUAACGACAAUCCCAUACACACACGUAGUCAUUUGGGUCAUUUACUGAAAGUUGGUGAUUCGGUUAUGGGUUAUAAUUUGGGUGAGGCAAAUAUCAACGAUACGGAAUAUGAUAAACUGAAUGCGGAGCAAAUUCCCGAUGUGGUGUUGGUUAAGAAAUGCUACACAGAUCGUAAUACACGUAGCAAUCAACGUUUGUGGAAGUUACGCCAUUUGGCUGAAGAGGCCACCGAUGAACGUAGUAAACCGGAUUAUCAUGAAUUCUUGGAAGAUUUGGAAGAGGAUCCGGAUUAUCGUAAACAGGUGAAUAUUUAUCGUGAUGCCAAAAAACAAAUCCCUGUGGAUGGUGGCGAUACGUUGGGCUUUAAGGAUAAUGUACCGCGUAUUACAUUGGCUGAAAUGUUAGAAGAUUUAACGCUGGAAUGUGCCGAUGAUGAUAUGGGCGAAAGUGAAGAUGUUGCAGGGGAACCGCAAUUAUAAGACGG